Oreochromis niloticus (Nile tilapia) is the source of this 6047-nucleotide messenger RNA. It is a transcript of the gene loxl2b, whose product is annotated as lysyl oxidase-like 2b. The coding region runs from base 273 to 2573 and encodes 766 amino acids. Lineage: Eukaryota; Metazoa; Chordata; Actinopteri; Cichliformes; Cichlidae. The record is from RefSeq and is a predicted model, not a curated record. Gene Ontology annotation, cellular component: membrane. Gene Ontology annotation, molecular function: protein-lysine 6-oxidase activity; copper ion binding. The transcript is spliced from 14 exons. Gene Ontology annotation, biological process: collagen fibril organization; peptidyl-lysine oxidation.
CUCUCUGUGAGUGCGGGUCGGAUGUGCAGUUUUUCACGUCCCGGGCCAUCUUUGCUGAUCUCAUGGUAAAGGUGGGCGUCAGUGGGCGGUACCGCUAUUGAGGCCGGCUCAUUUUUGCAUUGGAGGGAGUGAAAGUUAGAGAGCUGCAGCACCAGCGGCAGAAGAAGAAAAACAGCUGACUUCAGGCUUGGUUUUUGCGCACCGUGCUGCUGCCCGUUAGUGCAACUUCAGGAGGGACGGUCUUCAACGGAGAGAAGAAAACUCCAACCAAAAUGCGGGUCAUCCAGAACCUAUAUGCUCGCACUGCUGUUCUGUUGGUGCUAUUAAGGCUGUCAGUUGCACAGUAUGAGCACCUCGGCUACCCCCCAGGCUACCCAUACCCAGAACAGGAAGAGUACACGGCCCCGCAGCUGGAUCCAGACACACCCAGGAUUCAGCUCCGACUUGCAGGGCAAAAGAGGAAACACAAUGAGGGCCGAGUAGAGGUUUUCUACAACAACCAGUGGGGCACUGUCUGUGAUGAUGAUUUCAACAUCCAUGCUGCCCAGGUGGUGUGCAGGGAGCUGGGCUACGUGGAAGCUGUCUCAUGGUUGCCAUCUUCUAAAUAUGGGAAAGGAGAAGGACCCAUCUGGUUCGACAAUGUCCACUGUACUGGCAAAGAAAAGACUUUGGCACAGUGUCAGUCCAACGGGAUCGGCAUUUCAGACUGCAAACACAGCGAAGAUGUAGGAGUGGUGUGCAGCGACAAGAGGAUCCCGGGAUUUAAAUUUCUCAACACUCUGCCCAACCAUGUGGAGAAUCUUGACAUUCAUGUAGAGGAUGUGCAGAUUCGAGCCAUUCUGUCAUCCUACCGUAAGCGGAUCCCUGUGAUGGAAGGCUACGUGGAGGUCAAAGAUGGUGGCAAAUGGAAGCAGAUCUGUAACAAAGACUGGACCCAGUUUAACAGCAGAGUGAUCUGUGGCAUGUUUGGCUUCCCCGGGGAGAGGAAGUACAAUCCCAGAGUCUACAAGAUGUUUGCUCGCAGGAGAAAGCCCACAUACUGGGACUACUCUGUCAACUGCACUGGCAAUGAAGCACACUUGUCCAGCUGUAAACUGGGCCAGGCUGUACUGGAGAAGUCCAAUGGGACCUGCCCUAGAGGAUUGCCUGUGGUGGUGAGCUGCGUGCCUGGUAAAGACUUUGCCCCAACACUCAUGACGGGAUUUAGGAAGGCCUUCCGACAAGAGCAACCAUUGGUUCGUCUCCGUGGUGGGGCCAUCGUAGGCGAGGGGAGAGUGGAGGUGUUGAAAAAUGGAGAGUGGGGCACCAUAUGUGAUGACAAGUGGAACCUGCUGUCUGCCACAGUGGUGUGUCGAGAGCUGGGCUUUGGUACAGCAAAGGAGGCUCUGUCUGGAGGUCGCCUUGGACAAGGUAUGGGUCCAGUGCAUAUGAAUGAGGUGGAGUGUUCAGGAUUUGAGAAGUCCAUAACUGAGUGUUCGUUCAAUAAGGAGGCCCUGGGUUGUAGCCAUGAGGAGGAUGCAGCCGUCAGAUGUAAUGUCCCAAAAAUGGGCUUCCAGGAAAGGCUGCGUCUGAGUGGAGGUCGUAACCCGUAUGAAGGCCGUGUGGAGGUGCUGGUGGAGAGAAAUGGCUCUCUGGUGUGGGGGACGGUGUGCAGCGAGGGCUGGAGAACCAUGGAGGCCAUGGUUGUCUGUAGACAGCUGGGUCUGGGCUUUGCCAGCAAUGCUUUCCAGGAGACCUGGUACUGGUCAGGUGAGGUGAGCGCUGAUGCUGUGGUGAUGAGUGGCGUUCGCUGCUCUGGAACUGAGAUGUCUCUGUCUCACUGCCUGCACCAUGGAGCCCACCUCAGCUGCCCCAAAGGAGGCGGCCGCUACGCAGCCGGGGUCUCCUGCUCUGAGACGGCGCCAGACCUGGUGCUGAACCCGCAGGUGGUGGAGCAGACCACCUACAUGGAGGAUCGGCCCAUGUUCAUGCUGCAGUGUGCAUAUGAGGAAAACUGCCUGUCCUCCACAUCCAGCGAGGUUCCUGCCAACACCUACCGCCGCCUGCUGCGCUUCUCCUCACAGAUACACAACAAUGGCCAGUCCGACUUCAGACCCAAAGCUGACAAGCACUCAUGGGUGUGGCACGACUGUCACAGGCAUUAUCACAGCAUGGAGGUGUUCACCAUCUACGACCUAUUCAGCCUCAAUGGAACCAAAGUGGCUGAAGGACACAAAGCAAGUUUCUGCCUGGAGGACUCAGAGUGUGAUGAAGGUAUUGAAAAGAGGUAUGAAUGUGCCAACUUUGGAGACCAGGGUAUUACUGUGGGUUGCUGGGAUACCUACAGGCAUGACAUCGACUGCCAGUGGGUCGACAUUACCGAUCUGAAACCCGGGGAUUACAUUUUCCAGAUUAUAAUUAAUCCAAACUAUGAAGUGCCAGAGUCGGACUACACCAAUAACUUCACGAAAUGCAGAUGUCGAUAUGAUGGUCAUCGUGUGUGGAUGUACAGCUGCCAUAAUGGUGGCUCAUUAAGCAGUGAAACAGAACAGACAUUCCCGGGCCUCCACAGCAACCAGGUGACCCACAGGUAAAGACAGAGCAGAGGAGUGGAGUUAACUGGCCUGUGCUUUCAACAGAAAGACCGGCUGAAGCCCACCAACCACUACACAUCUCAUCUAUGUGGAUUCCUCUGACCAGCCGUGCCCUGGUCAAAGCAUCUGUUUUUAUGCUCGCCUCAACCAUGAGGCAGUCGCUUUCUUUGACCCUCUCCUCUCCCGUUUCCCUCCGGCAGACAGAAUAUUUGAUUCCCCCUUCUGUCCGUGCUGCGGCAGCUACGGAUUUAACAACACUUCCAACCUCUCUGGUUAAGAGCAAGAGAACGGUGAAACUCUCUGUAUGCCCUGUGACAGAGAGAACUUGUUUUUACAGACCUGCAGGUUAGUGGCAGGUGUAUUACACAAGGUGCAGUAUCGAGGAAUGUCAUUACGAGUCUGCCUACUUUGAAAUGCAGCUUUUUAAAAGAACCCUGCUGCACUUCUUUUGUGUUUAUGUCUGUGUGUUUUUUUUUCACAAACUCUCCCUGAAGAGUUUGGUUUGUCUGUGCCAGGUCGCCUGAAGAUUGAGAGGAAUCAUCAAUAGCAAACGCAGCAGCCUGUGUGUGGAAAUGCAGGCUAUUUUUCAUUCCACUUUUUUUUAGCAGUUUCAGAAAAGUUUUUUACACACUGAAGCCCAGAUAAAUUAAGCUUCCUAUUGCAUAUGUUAUUUAAGCUUCACAUCUUCACUGAGGAUUUUUUUUUUUUUUCAAAUUAAGCUGUGGCAGAAGCAAUUUCUGCAAAGCAAAACAGCCCGUUCAUCACCAAUUACAAGUGCUAAUUGCCUGGUUCGGCUGGAAGACUAAUCUACCAUGGCUGAAACGUGACAUAUUAAAGUGUCUUAAAGUGCCCAAAGCCAUUUUAGCUCUGCACACUGCACUGCCAAGAUUGUGGUCACAUUUCAUAGAAGAGUAGCACUAAAAGUCUCUGAAGAAGCUGAUCAUAUAAAAGUAUGUUGAAAGAAAUAUAGAAAGGAAUAUUAUCUUUCCUAUUUACAGCAAGCAAUAAUUACUUCUAAUAGGGGCUUGAGAUUUAGUAUGCCUGCCAACAUUACCUUAACAUCCUCUGAUCAGCUUGUUUAUGCUGCCCUCUGGUGGUUUACAAUUUUCCAGGUUGCUGAAGUGUUGCAAACAUGUGCUGCAGUCAGUACACAUCUACAUUACUAUGAGGUGCAGUUUUUACAACAAGAUGCUUAACAGACAUAAGUUAAAACAUAAGAACCCACAAACUGUCAAAAAAAAUUUCUAAAGUGAAACAAACACAGUUAAAAAAAACUCUUUAAAAUCAAAUCCUUUUAAUUAUUUUUCAUUGUGAACUUUCAGUAUUACUAUUAUUAUGUGUCCACUUUAGCAGAGUUGUUCUUUCUUAGGUCUCAGUCACGCAGGUCUAGAGACCCCCUGGCAACCUUCAGGGGUAAGGAAAAAUGUGUAUUCUUCAACCAGUAGGCAAUUGGUUGCUGGAGGUUGCUAGCUGUCACUGGAUGAAAUUGGCUGCAAAGAGGAUGCAACAUAAACCUACUUUUGAUUUGGCUGAGAUGGUGAUUUAUCUGCAAACACUGGUGACCUAACCACUGAGCAUUAGUGAAACUUCAAAAAGUGCAUUUUACACCACAGGGAGGCUUUUGGUCAGCAAAAAAGGUCCACCUUACAACUGAAACCAACAUGUUUCAACUUCUACUUUUACUUUAAAGGUAAACGGUCUCCAUUUCUGAUUGGUGCCACGGUCUUCACAGCUUUACUACAACUUAUUGAGUAGUUUGUAAAUUUUUGCAAACAAGUCGUUGAUUUCCAUGCUAACUAGUGCUGACUGUCACAACCUGCUAGUGAGCAAGGCAAUAGCAAGGAGCUUUUUCGGUGUAGCCCUGGAUAUCGCUUUGCAACCAAUUUCAUGCUAGUGACUUCCAGAAACCAUACACCAACUGGCUGUGGUAUACACACUUUUUGCUAGCAUCUAGUGGUUGGCAGGGGUCCCUGAUUGGUCUGAAUAAAUUGGUCUUUAGCAGUCAAUUUCACAGCAACUACCAGCAAAUACUUGCAACCAUUUGGGGAGUAAAUACAAACAGGUGUCUACACCUGUGGGACUGGGGUCUUAUGUAACCAGUGAAAUUUUUAACUGCAUCACGUUCUAGCUGCAUCAGCUAAAUAAAAAAUGUACCAUUUUCAAGCUAUUAUGAUGAUGCAUUGACUGAGCAGUGAAGAGCUGCUUGUCAAAAAUUCAGGAAGCUUGUAAUUGGUUUAGCUAAUAAGCUAUACUAAACCAUGCUUUUAAUAUAUAGGCCUUUGUUGAUGCUUCACAUGACAGUUUGCAAAUAUUUAAGAGACAGGGAUUAUGUGGUAUAAAUGUGUCUUGUUUGAAUUUACAAUCCUGUUAGCAACAGAGAUGUGCUAAAUUUUGGUUUAAAAGUACAAGUUUCUUUCUAAGUUACACCUAUAAGUUUUUUAUUUUUUUAGAAAAACAUGAUAUAGUAGAAACACAAAUUCAUGGCAUUGGUCCUGUUAUGUUAUCAGUGUUCUGUUGUAAGCUAGUGUAAAUGGAUUGCUUCCUGUCAUUAGCUUGUAAUCUGCAGGUACCAUACAUUCGCAUGUUUUCCCUUCAAUUCAUAAACUAUCAGCUGCAAAUUCAAAUACCACAAUAAAAAGUGCUUUAAGUGCUUUAAGACAUUUGAUUUUAUAUUUAACUCCAGUGUGGCUUUUAGGCUUCCAGUCAGUGGGACUCUUUUAACAUGAGGAUCACAGGACUGCUGUCAAAUUUCAUCUUGCUGCUUUAUAUGCUGUCUUCAUAAGGCAAAAGAAGACCUGAUCUCCAUCCUGUGGCACCACAGAUUCUCUAACAACAAAAAGAGAAUGCAUUCCUCCCUGUUUGUCAGUUCCAGAUAUGUUGUUUUUCUCUUUUAUUCUUUUGUACAACAAUAUGUGAAUCCAGUGUUAUUUUAAUGGUGCUAUCAAACUGGUCCUCUGUUUUCUGAGGACACUUUACAUGUUGAACAGCCACAUGUAUAUAUGUAUACUAACAGUAUACUUGAACUGAGCAUACACAACCAUUUGCUAUUGUGUUUUCUUAUUAAUGACCUUGUUACCCCCCUGCUGAUGCAGUCGUCUUGGUUUUUAAACUGCUAAUAGCUGUUGUUUUUAGACCAAUGUUUGAUUGUGGAAUACUCUUCUUGUCACGGUGGGAUGUCGAGUUUUUAGUGCUGUCUUGCUGCUCAGUUCCAAAGCCAUGUAUCAGGAAAGUUUGUGACUUUGAAACACAGACUGGUCUGUCUGCUAAAAUCGGCUGUCUUUGGCAGCAUUCACGCUGCAUAAGACGGACUUUUUUCCUGUUCUGUGUCAUUUCAUCUCAGACAUGAUUCACAUUUCAGCUUUGAUUUUUAGUACAUUUGCAAUAACUUUAUAUUUUUUCCUUUAUUGUUAUGAGUUGUUGGGUGUAGAGUCAGUUAAAUUUACAACACAAUAAACUGUAAAAGUGUGUGGAUAA